GCACGUCUGCCGCGAGACGAAACUGUUUGGCUUCGCCGUGUGACAGCAAUUAGCUUUUAAAUUCUCUUUUUUUUCUCUUCUAAACUCGCAUUUUUGCCCCGCCAGCCGCGAGAGGAGCGGCCGCUGACGGGUCGGAGGACGCGGGGGGUGAUGGUUGUCGCGUACGUCGACGGCGGAGGCGCUCAGAAAAGUUAAGACCAGAAGACCUUGGAGAGAUUGUGUUCCCGUCCCCCCCCCCCUCAUUCCAAAAUGACACAGUUUGUCUUCAUUUUCUCGCACUCGUUUUCAUGAUGUAUAGUUGAAGCACAUCGUCGAGACAGAAGUGCAGGUUGUGUCAUUGUGAUUACAGCCCAGGUUGCAGAGGAAGCCUUGCGGUAUUACAGCAGCAUCUCACCUGGUUAACCAUGAAAAGGUGACGUCGUCCGACUCCGUGCUCACAUUUCGCUCUUCUUUCUGUCUAAAUAUCCGAGCGGGAGUGAUUGAGGCAACCUCAACGCCUGUUGCUUCUGCUGUGCAUGUGUGAGACACUCGCGAGUCACUGCCUGAAGCUGUAAUCGGACAACUCUCUUUCUCACUAGGACUGAGUCUCCUGAGAUAGCGCACGGGGCUCCAUGGGUUCCAACACCUAAAAUGAAAAAGAAGACGGUAGUCUUGUAGUUUACGUUCGCUGUGCUACAGAUUCUACCGCCACUUGAAGAACUGUUUCAGAAAGUUUGCUCUCCGUUCUGCUGGACUGAUCAGCCUGUCUGUAGAAGAUUUUAAAAAAAGAAGAUAUAAGCAGGGAUAAACACACAAGGAUUCAACUAUUAUUCUAGUCUAUGGAAAUGCAGGAUCUAGCCAGUCCUCACAGCCGAGUAAGUGGAAGCAGUGAAUCUCCUAAUGGUCCCAAUCUUGACAACUCGCACAUCAAUAACAAUUCCAUGACACCCAAUGGCACUGAAGGUGAUAACAUCACAAUGCUUACCACUGCAGACUGGUUGUUAGGUUCUAACUCACAGUCCGCUGCAGUUAAAACCGAGCCAAUGAGCAGUAGUGAAAUCGUCACCUCGGUAGCAGACACUUCUCUAGACAGCUUCUCAGGAUCAGCUAUUGGAAGCAGUGGCUUCAGCCCAAGACAAACUCACCAGUUCUCUCCACAGAUUUACCCUUCCAACAGAACAUAUCCACACAUUCUUCCGACUCCAUCGUCCCAAAAUAUGGCUGCGUACGGGCAGACGCAGUAUACCACAGGAAUGCAGCAGGCCGCAGCUUAUGCUAGCUACCCCCAGCCCGGGCAGCCCUAUGGCAUCCCAGCCUAUGGUCCAUUGUGGGCAGGCAUAAAGACGGAAGGAGGUCUGAGCCAGUCCCAGUCCCCGGGACAGACGGGCUUCCUGAGCUACAGCUCAGGCUUCACCACACCACAGACGGGACAGGCCCCCUACAGCUACCAAAUGCAGGGUGGAACUUUUACAACAACGUCAGGGUUGUAUGCAGGAAACAACUCCUUGACAAACUCGACUGGCUUCAACAGCACACAACAGGACUACCCCUCCUAUCCAGCCUUCGGCCAGGGCCAGUAUGCUCAGUAUUACAACAGCUCACCCUACACCUCACCCUACAUGACAAGUAACAACACCAGCCCCAGCACGCCCUCCACAACCACCACCUACACACUCCAGGAGCCUCCAACUGGCAUCACCAGUCAGGCCCUCACAGACAACUCUGCAGGAGAGUACAGUACCAUCCACAGUCCAUCAACGCCCAUUAAAGAUUCAGAUUCGGAUCGAUUGCGCCGAGCCUCAGAUGGAAAGUCACGUGGCCGGGGCAGAAGGAACAACAACCCAUCACCGCCGCCCGACUCCGACCUUGAGCGGGUUUUCAUCUGGGACUUGGAUGAAACAAUCAUCGUUUUCCAUUCCUUGCUUACGGGUUCUUAUGCCAACAGAUAUGGACGGGAUCCGCCGACAUCUGUAUCGCUGGGCCUGAGAAUGGAGGAGAUGAUCUUCAAUCUGGCUGACACACACUUAUUCUUUAACGACUUAGAGGAGUGUGACCAGGUCCAUAUUGACGAUGUGUCCUCAGACGACAACGGCCAGGAUCUAAGCACGUACAACUUCAGCGCCGACGGCUUCCACGCGGCAGCCACCAGUGCCAACCUGUGCCUGGCCACAGGCGUGCGGGGAGGCGUGGACUGGAUGAGAAAGCUGGCCUUCCGCUACAGACGAGUAAAAGAAAUCUACACCACCUACAAAAACAAUGUCGGAGGUCUGCUGGGCCCGGCGAAACGAGAAGCCUGGUUGCAAUUGCGAGCAGAAAUUGAAGCCUUGACGGACUCCUGGUUAACACUGGCACUGAAAGCACUAACAUUAAUCCACUCAAGGUCUAACUGUGUGAACAUCCUGGUGACCACCACACAGCUCAUCCCCGCGCUGGCCAAGGUGUUGCUCUAUGGCUUGGGAAUAGUCUUUCCUAUUGAGAAUAUUUAUAGCGCAACCAAAAUAGGGAAGGAAAGCUGCUUUGAGAGGGUAAUCCAGAGGUUUGGGAGGAAAGUUGUUUACAUAGUUGUUGGAGAUGGCGUGGAAGAGGAGCAAGGCUCAAAAAAGCACAACAUGCCCUUCUGGAGGAUUUCCAGCCAUUCAGACCUCAUGGCCCUCCACCACGCUUUAGACCUGGAGUACUUGUAGCACCACACCACAAUCGAACACCCUGCUACGCCUCCGCAAACCCUGCAACCCUUCACCUCCGCCCUCCGGCCCCAUCCCACGCUUGCCGCAGGAAAAAAAAAGCCCCCCUGUGCCGCCCGCUGUCUGUCUUCCACAACACAGGACGAAAAAAACCAGGAGAGUGGGGAAAAAAAGAGUCUGAGCACACGGUUAAUGUGCUGACAUACGGUCACGCUUCGUCUUAACCUUUAAUAUAUAUAUAUUUUUUUGUUCUGGACGCGAAGGAGAGAGGUGAAUUUAUGGCGCUGCAGCUGCUUGCCCUGGUUACUGUGAAUUGGCCGCUUUCUGAAGCUGUCAAAGUGUUUUACGGCCCCCUGUUUGUGCCGCGACUCUGUCAGGGUUCACACCUGUGAGGAGAGCAGAGCUACUGAUGGCCGCCCGCGCCUGCCUCACUUCAACUCACCACAGAGCCCCGCUGCAGCAGACCGCAGGCCCGCGACUACUGCCGCUGAUGUUCCUCUGUUCCUCUCCUCUCCCCCUUCUCGUCUCAUCCUGUGUGGUUCAGCUUCCUUUUUUUUUUUUUUUCUGUGAGGACUUUUCGAGUCUCCCGUCUGUCACAGACAGAGACAAAGCGACUGCUCCUGUGGUGAUGGUCAGUCUGGGAGUCCUGUACUUAUUUAUAAACGGAGACUUUGCGAGCGGCACCGCGCCGCUUAGAAGGUACCUCGACGACAAAAGACUCGUGCCUUUUACAAUGUGCUAUUGAUUUCCACCACAGCGAGAAGAAGACAUUUAUGGAAGAAAGAACGUGGGGGGUUUUCUAAUAAUUUAAGAAAAUUACAAAAAACUUUAUUUACAAGCUAAGACAAUCGUGUACAGAGGAAAUCUUUUGUGUGUUUUCAGUUUGUAAUCACUGGACUAUUCCUUCCUAUAUUCAUUUAGGUACGUGCUCUUGAAAGGUGGCAAUGCUUUUUCAUUGACGUUAAGAAGCAGGCAUUGUGUCGCACGGAAGCGUGUGCGAAGUGUUGAUGUGAUUAGGUUUUGUUCAGUAAAAUAUGUAGAUAUUGGGAUUUUGUGAUAAAUCAUUUUGUCAUGACCAAAAGCAUGAAUGUCAAGUGUCAAUGACCUUUCAUUUGAUUCUGUGAUGUUUCUUGACCUUACAUGAAACUUCAGUCACACCUUUACACAGCGUAACAGGUCUCCUCCACUGCAAGUCCUUUUCAGACUCAUACUUCAACCUGAAAUAGUUUUUUGUUUUUGUUUUUUAGAAAGGUAGCUGACACCUUGUGUCCUUACUGCAUUUCACCAGCUUGCAGCCCUGACCCCAUAUAUUUGGAAACAAACCUAAUUCUUCUAAGGGUUUUGGAUAUGGCAUCUGGAAAUGUCCUGCCUUACAAGAGCCAUAUUAACAACAAAUCUGAAUCCAUUUGAGUUUAAAUAAAAGCAGGCUUGAAUAACUUUGUUAACUUUUAUACAGGCGCUAUAACAACUCUUGUACAGCGAGCGUAAUUUUGUAUGAUCUUGUGUCUUUCUUUAAAAACUACAUUCUGUGACCCCCCCUUGAAGUAGCUGAAAACACACGAAGACCUUUUCGCAGAGCUUCUGCGUCUGUGGAUGGGGAGACCACAAUUAACAUUGAGAAAAAGCCACUAACUUUGAGGGGUGUGUGGACGUACAGGACAUGUGCUAUCGACUGUGAAUUUCUUAAACAGAAACCACGACUCGUUGCGUUUCUAAUUUUCCCUCUUUUGCACAUGAACACUGUUGGCCUUUACAUUUCAAUUGGGAUCCCUCUUUCCCUCCCCCUCUACUCAAAACAACUUCUCCCCCUACACUCUGGGGUAUCUACAUAUUGCUGCUAGAUCAAGGUAAUGGUAGGUAAAUAGAGGAAAUGUUUUAUAGAUUCAUACAGCACGCUUUUUUUAUUAUGUUGCAAUCAUAAAUGCAAACUGGAAAUACUUUACACUACAUGGGUCUCAUUGUGAAAUGCAAAAGAUUGUUGUGUCUGCAAAAUAUGUGUACAGAUGUUUUUGACAUUAUUAUUUGAUUGUGUUUAAAUUAAUAAAACUGAUUUGUGAACUGG
Molecule: messenger RNA, 4725 nt
Organism: Betta splendens (Siamese fighting fish)
Lineage: Eukaryota; Metazoa; Chordata; Actinopteri; Anabantiformes; Osphronemidae
Gene: eya1
Product: EYA transcriptional coactivator and phosphatase 1
Exons: 21
Coding region: 819-2663 (614 amino acids)
Biological process (GO): positive regulation of DNA repair; cell differentiation; negative regulation of extrinsic apoptotic signaling pathway in absence of ligand
Cellular component (GO): nucleus
Molecular function (GO): protein tyrosine phosphatase activity
Source: RefSeq, a predicted model, not a curated record